This is a messenger RNA of Solanum lycopersicum (tomato), 507 nucleotides long. RefSeq lists its product as uncharacterized. The record is from RefSeq and is a predicted model, not a curated record. NCBI's taxonomy places the organism in Eukaryota, Viridiplantae, Streptophyta, Magnoliopsida, Solanales, Solanaceae.
AUGACAAAUGAAACUGUUGAACAAUCAAGUGGCAAUGGUAGAACAACUAAUGGUACUGGGAGUGAGGAAGUCAAUUCUGCUAUGUACAUGCAUCCAUCUGAUAAUCCAGAGUGUAAGAAACCAGAUCCAGGAACAUUGCAAUAUCGUCAAUGGGAAAUGUGCGAUGAUAUAGUGACAUCAUGGAUUCUAAAUUCACUUGCAAAAGAAAUUUUCGAUGGUGUGGAGUAUGUGAGUGAUUCGUUUGAGUUAUGGAAGGAAUUGGAGGAUCGAUAUGAUCAGACGAAUGGAGCAAAACUCUACCAAGUUCAACGUGAGAUAAAUGAUUUAUCUCAAGGAAUUUUGGAUAUCACAACAUACUAUACAAGGAUGAAAAGAUUGUGGGAGGAAUUACGUACUCUUCACAAGAAGAUUCAAUGUAGCUGUAACUGUGUUUGUGGAGCUAAGGAAAAUUUUUAUAAAGCAGAACAGGACAGGAGAUUGAUUCAUGUCCCUUAUGGGAUUGAAUGA